Molecule: messenger RNA, 1287 nt
Organism: Bipolaris zeicola 26-R-13
Lineage: Eukaryota; Fungi; Ascomycota; Dothideomycetes; Pleosporales; Pleosporaceae
Exons: 2
Coding region: 1-1287 (428 amino acids)
Source: RefSeq, a predicted model, not a curated record
AUGGAUGCUUUCCCAUAUAUCCCACCACAUCUCAAAUAUGCUGGCCUAUCCAAGCAAGAAAGAGAUAGAAAUGCCGCUGCAGAAAAAGGACGUGACAGCACCAAGGCCAGCGUCACCUUCUUGAGCCAGGCCAAUUCCCCGGGGACCAAUUUGUCGCAAGCGGACCCUCUCAACACCGCAAGGAGACACAGCACCAUGAGCACCCGCAGCUACCCAACACCAUUUCCCGGAGGCAUGGAGACCACGGAAGAUGAUGACCUUCCCCCGUUUCCGGAGCCGGAGGUAUCUUCACUGGCCCUCGAUACUAAACCUGGCGCACAGAUACAUUACACAUAUUACCCUGCCUCAAAGCCGCAGGGCAAUCACCCCAACCCGUUUUCCCAGACGCUUGUCGUCUUCCUCAACGGGGCCAUGAUGCCACGAAGCUCCUGGGACGCUGCAAUACGCAGCUUCCUGGAAAAACGAAUCACAGGCCGACUACCGUAUCCAGGGUUACUAAGCUACGAUCGAUAUGGUCAAGGGGAGUCUGACCCAGACCCCGACGACCCUCACCCCCCGCCCUCACACGGCCAUGACGCCAUUUCAGCCGUCAAAGCGCUCAAGCAAUUUACCCUACAAAUUUGGCGCGAACACCUCGAUAUCAACAAGCCAACCCACUACCCCUGUCUGAUCUUUGUCUGCAACAGUCUAGGCUGCGCCCUUGCCCGCCUGUUCGCCCAAUGCUACCCAGGCACCGUUUCUGGCCUCCUCUUUCUCGACAGCAUAAUUGCGAAUUCCGACUACCAGGAGUUCUGGCCAGACCCAGAUGCUCCAGACUUUGAUCCCCACAUGCUCCCUGACGACGUGACAGCCGAUCAGGUCCGCGCUAUGAGGGAAAAGUACAGGAGCAUGUUUCACCCGGAGGCACCGAGUCCCGAGGGUCUUUCACGCAGGAACCUGGCUAAACUGCUGCCGGAUGCUGGGGCCCCGAAACUAGAGGGGUAUCUGGGUCGAGGCCCUUAUUUGACGGUUGUGGGUCAUGAUUGGGAGACGUUUGCUGAGCAGUCUUCCAACCCUCCCCUCAACGCUCCCAAAGCCCUCACAAUGGCGUAUGCGAACCCGGCAUGGCGCCGCUACAACGAGGAGCUAUGCCGCAUCACCGAGGAAGGCAAGGCCAUUGGCCCCAUUACCGCGGUCCGCUGCGGCCACUUUAUCCAAAGAGACGAUCCACGCUUUGUCAGCGACGAAAUGGUGAGUUUACUGGAUAGAGUGGUGAAUCGGGUGCAGCAGGUGAGCAAGCGAGAUUGA